AUGGAUUACUACGAGGUGUUGCAUGUUCCGCGUGGUGCCACUGAGCAAGAAAUUAAAAAAGCUUAUCGUAAACUUGCGAUGAAAUGGCAUCCUGACAAAAACAAAAACAAUCAGGUUGAGGCUCAGUAUCGUUUUCAAGAAAUUUCGGAGGCCUAUGACGUCAUGAGUGAUCCAGAACGUCGGGCUGUCUUCGACCAGUACGGUUACGACGGCCUAAAGAAUGGAGUACCGGAUGAAAAUGGCGAUAUGCGUGAUGGAUACGCUUUUAACGAGCGUGCAUCAGAGGACGUUUUUAACAAAUUUUUUGGCACAUCAAACCCAUUUAUGGAUUUUGGAUUCGGUGACACACAGCCAUUUGCAAGUUCCCUGCGUAAUAAGGGUCCUCAGAAAGCUGAGCCAAUCAUGGCUGAUCUAUCAUGUACGCUUGAAGAACUAUUUCUCGGAACAUCUAAGUCGGUAGUUAUUGCGCGCAAGCGCUUGCUGCAUGACGAACUUGUGGACGAUGCCAAAACUUUUUUGAUCAAGAUAAAGCCCGGAUGGAAAGCUGGCACCAAAAUCACGUUUGACCGCGAAGGCAACGAAACUCGAACCAAUGAACCUGGUGACGUAAUCUUCCAAGUCGUACAGCAAGAACACAAUGUGUUUAAACGUGAUGGCGCUCACCUUAUUUUCACAGCAAAGAUUAAACUGAGUGAAGCACUUGGCGAUUACUGUAUCGAAGUGCCGACGCUGGACAGCCGCAAGCUGGCCAUCCCUUGCAAUGAAGUCAUAAGCCCGACCUCGGAGAAAUUAAUCAAGAAUGAAGGUAUGCCAAUCUCCAACCAGCCAGGCUCCCGAGGUGAUCUGCGCAUUCGAUUCAGUAUAACUUUUCCUCGUCAUCUCACAAAACUACAGAAGACGGCACUAGCUAAAGUUUUGGGUUAA
Plasmopara halstedii is the source of this 924-nucleotide messenger RNA. RefSeq names its product dnaj heat shock protein. Gene Ontology annotation, cellular component: cytosol. The transcript is spliced from 2 exons. Bases 1 to 924 code for a protein of 307 amino acids. The record is from RefSeq and is a predicted model, not a curated record. NCBI's taxonomy places the organism in Eukaryota, Oomycota, Peronosporomycetes, Peronosporales, Peronosporaceae. Gene Ontology annotation, molecular function: protein-folding chaperone binding.